UUUUUGGAUUUCAUAUUUUUUUUUAUAACAUAUAUAUUUCCAACAAACAGAAGAAAAGCCAGAUUCUAAAGAGACAUGAUCAUGUCUAGGGAAAAAAAUGUUGUUUUUUUUAAGUAAAGAGAGUGGUGACCGGUGAGAGUGCUAGGCGCACUAGCAGACAUAUGGGUCCCAUCAUCAUCACUUCCUCCACCACCUUCUCUAACCUACCUUCUCCCUUUUUGCCCUCCCCUAUACCUCCCCUCUUCCCCCCACCCCCCAAAAGAAAAGCCUUGUUUAUUUCCCCCCUUCCACUUGUAACACGUCUUGAUCUUUGAGUUUCUUUCCUUGUUUGGUGAUGGAAGGUGAGUUAGUUUUACUUGGCGGUGGUGGUGGUGGCGGCGGCGGCGGCUGUGGUUCUUCUGGGGUUUCUACAAAUGAAUCAGCAGUGUUGUCUAAAGGGGAGGUUGUUUCUGAGGCAUGUUCAUAUCCAGCUGAGAGUGAGUUGGAGUUAGGUCUGGGGCUGAGCCUUGGUGGUGCUACAGGGAAAACUAAGCCUGCCACUGCCACUUCUUCAUGGGGUGAGUGUGGUAGAAUCUUGACUGCAAAGGACUUCCCUUCUGUGGUUUCUCAUAGAACCAAAAAUGGCGGUCCUUCUGUUUCUGUUUCUGGGACCAAAAGAGCUGCUGAAUCUGUCUCCCAUGAGGGUGGAUCCCCUACUGGUGUCAGUCAAGUUGUGGGAUGGCCACCCAUAAGAGCUUAUAGGAUGAACAGCUUGGUGAACCAAGCAAAGUCUCAAAGAGCUGAUGAAGGAGACAGUGGAAUUGGUGAAAAAGAUAAACCCAAAGAUGCUUUGAAGAAGAAACUUAAUUACAAUGGUAACAAAAUCAGUUCAACAACUACUGUUAAUGAAAAAGGACAUCUUGGGUUUGUUAAGGUGAAUAUGGAUGGAAUCCCAAUAGGAAGGAAAGUUGAUUUGAAUGCUCAUUCUUGCUAUCAGAGUUUGGCUCAAGCACUUGAGGAUAUGUUCCUCAGAUCUACUAACUCAGUUGGUGCAGAGAAGGAACAAUUAACCAAGGCUUCUAAGCUUUUGGAUGGAUCAUCUGAAUUUGUUUUGACUUAUGAAGACAAAGAGGGAGACUGGAUGCUUGUUGGAGAUGUCCCAUGGAGGAUGUUUGUGAGCUCGGUCCGAAGGCUCCGAAUCAUGAGGACCUCUGAGGCUAAUGGACUUGCCCCAAGAUUCCAUGAUAGCAAUGAAAGGCAAAGAAGCAAGCCCAUUUAGGCACAUCAACGCCAUGAGUCAUUUAAAUUCCUUAAAGAAGACUAGUACAAAAAAAGAAUCCACAGGUUGAACACAGAAGCUAAAGCAAAUUAGAGAAGUUGAUGAAUAUUGAUACCGCACCAGAGAUUGGUUUCUCACCGCUUGUUAGAGUCGUCAUCCUCGAAUCAUCAUAUGAUUCUCGUUGCUGUUGUUUUAUUUUUGUUGGUUUUGUUUUGUUAGGUGAAAUUCAAUCUAGUUUUUCGCUCUUAUACAGUGCCAUGAUCAUAUAUACAAUCCAGCAGCCUUUGACUGAAUGCUGUUUUGUCAUACUGUAAAUAUGGGACUAUCAAGAAAUCUAGAGUGUUUUUGAGUUUUGCUGCUAUAAAUUGCAGCUCAAGUUUUUUUA
Molecule: messenger RNA, 1643 nt
Organism: Gossypium raimondii (Peruvian cotton)
Lineage: Eukaryota; Viridiplantae; Streptophyta; Magnoliopsida; Malvales; Malvaceae
Product: auxin-responsive protein IAA13
Exons: 5
Coding region: 335-1258 (307 amino acids)
Biological process (GO): regulation of DNA-templated transcription
Cellular component (GO): nucleus
Molecular function (GO): protein binding
Source: RefSeq, a predicted model, not a curated record